This is a messenger RNA of Impatiens glandulifera, 4092 nucleotides long. RefSeq names its product zinc finger protein BRUTUS-like. Gene Ontology annotation, molecular function: zinc ion binding; ubiquitin protein ligase activity. Gene Ontology annotation, biological process: protein ubiquitination; ubiquitin-dependent protein catabolic process. Gene Ontology annotation, cellular component: nucleus. The record is from RefSeq and is a predicted model, not a curated record. The coding region runs from base 243 to 3893 and encodes 1216 amino acids. NCBI's taxonomy places the organism in Eukaryota, Viridiplantae, Streptophyta, Magnoliopsida, Ericales, Balsaminaceae. The transcript has 14 exons.
GAGUGGGUGUGUUUUAUUUGUGUGUGUGAGAGAAACAGAGAUUUCUAGAGAGAGAAACAGAGAUGGUCCUCUGUUAAAGCAAGCGACAAAGACUCAAUCUCCGAGAUGACGACGAAGAAAGUUGAUAAGAGAAUGAGGUUUACAAAGCAAAAGAAGAAUUCUCACUUUUAUAUAUAGGAAUUUGGAAGGACGAGGAACGGUUAUAGAGAGAGAGGAAACGCGGCAUUGAGGUUUUUGUGGCAAUGGCGGGACGGGAGGAAGUAGGAGGAGGAGGAGGAGGAGGAGGAAGAGGAGGUGUUGCGAUUUUAUCUGGAGAAGUGAACUCGGUUGAUUCUUCUUUGACGGAAACGUGUUUGGAGAAUUGUGAAUUGAAGUAUCCGAUUCUUAUUUUUAUCUUUUUUCAUAAGGCUAUUCGUUUAGAACUUGAAUCGCUUCAGAAAUCUGCUACGGAUAUGGCUACUGGACAACUAGUUGAUACUCAAGCAUUGUUUGAACGAUAUCAUUUUGUUAGGUCAAUUUACAAGCAUCAUUCUUAUGCGGAGGACGAGGUCAUUUUUCCAGCUCUUGAUGUGCGUGUGAAAAAUGUUGCUCAAGCAUACUCCUUGGAGCACAAGGGAGAAAGUGAUCUUUUUGAUCACAUACUUGAGCUACUAAAUACAAAUAAUCAGAAGGAUGAAAAUUUUACUAAGGAAUUGGCUUCAUGCACAGGAGCUCUUCAGACAUCAGUUAGUCAACACCUCUCAAAGGAGGAAGAGCAGGUCUUUCCCCUGCUUAUUGAGAAAUUCUCCAUUGAAGAGCAAGCAUCUUUAGUUUGGCAGUUCUUCUGCACAAUUCCUGUGAAUAUGUUAGCGAAGUUCCUUCCCUGGCUCUCCUCUUCUAUUUGUAUUGAUGACUAUCAGGAUAUGCAGAAGUGUUUGAGCAAGGUAGUCCCCAAUGAGAAGCUUCUCCAGCAGGUCUUUUUUAACUGGAUUGCAGCAGGGGAGAACAUUAAAAUGUCUGGAAGCUGCAAUUCUGAUACUGGAAUGCAGUUGACUACUGAUUUCAGUUAUAGCAGCAGCUUAUAUCAAGAAACUGACAGGCUAGACUGUCCUUGUGAAACAUCCAAGACUGUGAAAAGGAAAUACACAAGUCCAAAUGUUGAUAUUGUUGACACUCGUGAGUUGCACCCAAUAGAUGAAAUCAUUUAUUGGCAUAGUGCUAUAAAAAGGGAACUAAAUGACAUAGCAGAGGAAGCAAGAAGGAUACAGCUUUCAGAAGAUUUUUCUGAUUUAACAAUCUUUAAUGAAAGGCUUCAAUUUAUCGCGGAAGUUUGCAUCUUUCACAGUAUAGCUGAGGACAAGAUCAUAUUUCCUGCUGUUGAUGGAGAGUUGUCUUAUUUCCAGGAGCAUGCUGAAGAAGAAAGUAAUUUUUAUGUUUUCAGAUGUUUAAUUGAAAAUAUGCAAAAUGAGGGGUUAAAAUCAUCAUCAGCUGCUGAUUUUUACAAGAAACUGUGUUUCCAUGCUGAUCAUAUAAUGGAAACCAUACAAAGACAUUUUGACAAAGAGGAAAUGCAGGUCUUGCCCCUUGCUAGAAAGCAUUUUAGCUUCGAAAAGCAACGAGAACUUUUAUAUCACAGUUUGUGUGUGAUGCCCCUGAAGUUGCUUGAACGUGUUCUUCCAUGGUUAGUUGGAUCACUUUCUGAAAAUGAUGCCAAAACCUUCCUCAGGAAUAUGCAUUUAGCAGCUCCAGCACCAGAUACAGCACUAGUAACCCUUUUAUCAGGCUGGGCAUGCAAGGGACGCCAUCAAAAUCCAUGCCUAUCUUCUGGUGCAAUUGACUGUUGUGAUUUUCGUCUUGUUUGCCCAUGCCAGCCAGUUCAGAAAUCUUUUCAUGAGAAACCAGUCAAGCAGAAUGCAUUUGCAGAUGAGAUUGUCUCUGAUCGUUCAUGUAUUGUUCCUGGUUUGGGUGUGAGAAGUAAUAAUCUAGGUCUUAGCACUCUCUCUAAAACAAAGUCUCUACGUUCUUUAUCCUUCAAAGCAGAUGCCCCACCAAUUAACUCCAGCCUCUUCUGCUGGGAAACAGAUACUAGCAUUUCCGACAUGGGGCAUGGAGUGCAUCCGAUUGACACAUUGUUUAAGUUCCAUAAAGCAAUACGCAAGGAUUUGGAAUAUCUAGAUGUUGAAUCUGAAAAGCUUGGUGAUUGUGAUGAGUCAUUUCUUCGACAAUUCACUGGAAGGUUUCGCUUGCUGUGGGGUCUAUAUAUAGCUCACAGUAAUGCUGAAGAUGAAAUAGUUUUCCCUGCAUUGGAAUCAAAAGAGGCCCUCCACAAUGUGAGCCACUCAUACACAUUGGACCAUAAACAGGAGGAAAAAUUAUUUGCUGACAUAUCAUCUGCACUUACCGAGCUUUGCCACUUUCGUGAUGGUCAUGAAGGGAACUUGAUGGGUAAUGAUACUUUGAGAAAAUACAAUGAGCUUGUUACAAAGCUUCAAGGCUUAUGCAAAUCCAUAAGAGUUAGUUUAGAUCAGCACAUAUUUAGGGAAGAGCUAGAAUUAUGGCCCUUAUUUGGGAAACAUUUCUCGGUUAAGGAGCAAGACAAGAUUAUUGGGCGUAUUAUUGGAACUACAGGUGCUGAGGUACUUCAGUCGAUGUUACCGUGGGUAACAUCUGCAUUAACGAAUGAUGAGGUGAACAAAGUGAUGGAAAUAUGGAAACAGGCAACCAGAAAUACCAUGUUUAGUGAAUGGCUUCAUGAAUUUUGGAAAGAAAGUCAAACAUCUUCACAAUCAGAUAUUUUAGAAGAUAAGACUCAUAAAGGCGUCGAUUCUUGUAAAAGCUUGGACCAGAACGAGCAGAUGUUCAAACCUGGUUGGAAAGACAUUUUCCGCAUGAAUCAAAAUGAACUAGAGACCGAGAUAAGAAAGGUUUACCUCGAUCCUACACUUGAUCCCAGGAGGAAAUCUUAUCUCGUACAGAAUCUUUUGACAAGCCGCUGGAUUGCCGCUCAGCAAAAAUCAAUUCAAGAAAUGGAAGAUGGAGCCUCUUCCAUUGAAGGUAUUGUAGGACAAUGUCCAUCAUAUCGUGUCUCAGAUAAACAAAUAUUUGGUUGCAACCACUACAAGAGAAACUGUAAAUUGGUUGCUGCUUGCUGUGGGAAGUUAUUCACUUGCAGAUUUUGCCAUGAUGAAGUGAGCGACCAUACAAUGGAUAGGAAAGCAACGGCUGAAAUGAUGUGUAUGCAUUGCCUGAUGAUUCAGGCAGUAGGGCCUAGUUGUGUGACACCAUCAUGCAAUGGAUUUUUCAUGGCUAAGUACUAUUGUAAUAUAUGCAAGUUUUUUGAUGAUGAGAGGACUGUGUAUCAUUGCCCCUUUUGCAAUUUAUGCCGUCUUGGAAAGGGUCUCGGAAAAGACUUCUUUCAUUGCAUGACUUGCAAUUGUUGUCUAGCAUUGAAGUUAGUUGACCAUAAAUGCCUAGAGAAGAGUUUGGAAACAAAUUGUCCAAUAUGCUGCGAGUUUCUCUUCACAUCAAGUGCUGCAGUCAGGGCCUUACCAUGUGGUCAUUACAUGCAUUCAGCUUGUUUUCAAGCUUAUGCUUGCAGCAAUUACAUUUGUCCAAUAUGCAGUAAAUCCAUGGGAGAUAUGGCGGUUUAUUUUGGAAUGCUCAAUGCUUUAUUGGCUUCUGAGGAGCUUCCUGAGGAAUACAGAGGUCUUGUGCAGGACAUACUUUGUAAUGAUUGUGAACGUAAAGGGACAGCGAAUUUCCAUUGGCUAUAUCACAAGUGCGGUUUUUGUGGAUCAUAUAAUACAAGGGUGAUAAAGUCUGAGAGAACAAAUUCCAACUGCCCCCAUCAAGGCGAUGAUGAUGAUAGGCAACCGUUGAUACCAAGAACGUCGUCAGAUAGACAAACCGGUUAGAAUUUAAAAGUAAGAAACGUGUACAUAAAGAAGAUUUUCUUGACCCGACUUUAGAUAAUAUAUAUUUUACAUAAAUAUCAUCUUAAGUUUUAAUUUUGACUGGAUUUAGCUAGAAUGGAAAGAGAUAUUGGAUAGUUUAAAUGAAGAUACUUGAAACUGGUAUAUUAGUAUAGGAUGUAGCUACAAGAGUGCUUGUAUG